AUGCUCGCGCGAAGGAUAUCAGUGAAGGAAAUUUCGCAGCACAAUAUUCCUUCAGACUUGUGGAUUGUAGUAAAUGAUACGGUUUACGAUUUAACAGAAUUUGCGCCUGGACACCCUGGAGGUGCAAGUAUAAUCCUGAAAUAUGCCGGCCGCGAUGCUUCAAAAGCUUACUCUGAAUUUCAUGCAUCCUCUCUGAUAUCCUCCUCACUCCCAGCUUCCAAAGUCUUGGGAACAAUUGAUCGUUGUACCAUAACAGACGAGUGGGUCAAACCUCCACCUGAAGUUUCGAAGGCUCUUGCGCCGGGCUCGAGGCCUUCCCUUGAUAAUUUGAUAAAUACGUACGACUUUGUGACUGCGGCAGAAUCAUUUCUUUCGCCGAAAACAUGGGCAUUUUAUUCUUCCGCUGCUACAGAUCUUAUAACCAAAGGCAGGAAUAGUUCGACAUAUGCGGAUAUUGGUCUUCGCCCUAGGAUUUUGAGGAAUGUGAAAAAUGUUAGUACACAGACUACAAUGCUUGGUAAUCAACUGGAUUUGCCAAUAUUUUGCUCACCCGCAGCUAUGGCUAAACUGGUACAUCCAGAAGGAGAACGGGAACUGGCUCGCGGGCUGAAAUCUGCGGGGUCGGCAAUGACCGUCAGCACAAACGCAAGCUUUCCAAUCGCUGAAAUUUUCGAGGCUGUCUCUGAGAAUCAUUCGCAAACUUCAGGUGGGCCGAAAGACCUCCCAAUAUUCUUUCAACUUUACGUUGAUAAGGAAAGACAUAAAUCUGAAAAGCUCUUACAGAAUGUUGAAGCUCUUGGUGUCAAGGCAAUAUUCGUGACAGUUGAUGCCCCAGUUCCCGGGAAGCGAGAAGCAGAUGAAAGAGUAAAGGCAGAUGAGAGCUUGUCUACUCCGAUGAGUGGUGCAAAAGCUAAAAAUGACAAGAAAGGCGGUGCGUUGGGAAGAAUAAUGGGUGCCUAUAUUGAUGCUACGCUUUCAUGGUCAGAUAUCGCAUGGCUACGAAGGUGUACGAAGCUCCCUAUUUUACUGAAGGGUGUACAGACUUCGCUCGAUGCGAAGAUGGCGCUAGACCAUGGAAUAGAUGGAAUUUUGAUAAGUAAUCAUGGUGGUAGAAGCUUAGACACGAGCCCAGCUUCAAUAUUAGUAUUAUUAGAAAUGCAGAAGAAUGCACCGGAAGUUUUCGAUGGAAUGGAAGUUUUCAUUGAUGGUGGAAUUAUGAGAGGAACUGAUAUCUUUAAAGCGUUGUGUUUAGGGGCAAAAGCUGUAGGAAUUGGUAGGGGCUUCCUUUUUGCUCUUGGCUGGGGCCGGGAGGGGGUUGAGAAAUAUAUCGAGAUCCUGAAAGACGAGCUGGAAACAACAAUGAGGAUGAUGGGUGUUACGGACGUCUCACAAGUUCACCCUGGCAUGUUGAAUACAAGGGCAGUAGAUCAUUUGAUUCCGGACGCAGAGGAGGAUCACCCAUAUGCUAAAUGGAGACCCAAAGCAAGAAUAUAA
This is a messenger RNA of Sclerotinia sclerotiorum 1980 UF-70, 1494 nucleotides long. RefSeq lists its product as hypothetical. NCBI's taxonomy places the organism in Eukaryota, Fungi, Ascomycota, Leotiomycetes, Helotiales, Sclerotiniaceae. The coding region runs from base 1 to 1494 and encodes 497 amino acids. Gene Ontology annotation, molecular function: oxidoreductase activity. The record is from RefSeq and is a predicted model, not a curated record. The transcript has 3 exons.